Molecule: messenger RNA, 633 nt
Organism: Medicago truncatula (barrel medic)
Lineage: Eukaryota; Viridiplantae; Streptophyta; Magnoliopsida; Fabales; Fabaceae
Product: chaperone protein dnaJ 20, chloroplastic
Exons: 1
Coding region: 48-569 (173 amino acids)
Cellular component (GO): chloroplast
Source: RefSeq, a predicted model, not a curated record
UAAUGUAAAUCAAUACACCCACAUAGAGAAAAACAACAAGCAAAAUUAUGGAUGUUUUAUUAUCCUUAAACUCAGGCCUAAUUAGCAUUUCCAAACCAUAUCAACAUCAUAUCCUUCCACUCUCAAGUAGACAACCUCGUAUGCAGUUUUCUGUUUCAUGCAGAGCUACAAAAAAUGUUCCAAUUCAUAAUGAGUUGAAUGAUGAUGGCAACUUGUACAAGAUACUAUGUUUGAGUCCUAAAAGUGCAACAAUGGAUGACAUAAAGAGAGCAUAUAGAACAAUGGCUCUCCAGUAUCAUCCUGAUGUUUGUCAUGAUCGUUUGAAGAAAGAGGAAUCAACGAAGAUGUUUGUACAACUCAAUGCAGCUUAUGAGACUUUGUCAAAUCCAAAGCUUAAAGAAGAAUAUGACUUUGAGUUGAGUUUGGGUUUGAGAAGAAGUAGGUUGAUGGAACAAAUGGUUGAGUUGAAUAGAAGGUCUCAUACACGUAUGGCUGCAGGAUCAUCAUCAUCAUGGGGUAGUAGAAUGAGGGCCAAAAACAAUAUAACCAAAGAUGAUCAUACUAACUAGUUUCCUUUCCAUAUGAUUAUUUUGUUAAUGUAUUGUUUCAUAUAAUUAACAUUACAUUCAUUCA